GGGAUGACUGGGAUGACGAGGCGCUGUGUCUAGAUAUGAUCGGUAACGGAGAUGCGCCAUCUGGACAAGGAGGCAUGAUUCUGUGGGGAGAACCAUGGGAUCCCAAUAGCUGGGAAGUCACGGAAGACUUUGUCGAGAAGUGGCGGUGGAUCCUUGAAGGGUGUGAGGAGAUAAUCAGGUCGUCUAACUAUUGGAGGGCAAAACGAGGUGAGAAAAGACUGAGGGUGAGAAUAUGAAGACCAAGUGCCUGUGAGUCAGCCGUGCCAAUGAGAGUAGUUAAAAAUCAGGUGGAAUAAGACAAGGUGACCGGCCAGUGUUUGGCUGUUAGCGAGGCGCUUGCAAACAUAUGAUCCGGCCAUGGGCAAGCUGGCGAGGCAAGGGCCAGGCGGCAUUGAUCUCACCACGCCCGAAACACCACGCACUAGAGCAAUUUUGCCAGCUACAUGUACAAAUCCUGCCGUCACUCAUGCGGUCCUUGAUUCGAUUCAACUUCGGGAGGCGGGGGAUUAGUUGCCGGUGUUACUCCUCGCUACAGCAUCAAUUUCGGCCAACAAUUGGGACAAUUCGCACAGAUGGCACUGCGGCCCAUGCAGUUCUACCAAGAGCAGCGCAACGACGGGCGUACUCUGAGGCCUCGAAAGCUAGGGUUCUGCCCGCCUCGCAAGCAACGAUAGAAGAUCAUUUGCGAAAUUGCGACAUCGACAAAUGGGGCUGGGUGAUCUACCGCACCACAUAUGAGGAUGAUGAAGCUUGGGAACGUUGCAAAGAGAUCAUCAACUACCGUGUGUGCCGCAGCCUCGCAAACUCGGACGCACCAGGCAUAGUAAAGAACCUCAGGCUAACGUUUGUUGACGACAAAUCCUUGUUCGACGGGGCCUCCAAACGCGAACUUCGAUCUCAUUUUCGCAACUGGUCCCUGGACGUAUUCCAGUCGGAGAACCCAAAGGCGAAGGAUAUAAACGCAGAGCUCGGAUAUUGGAUGCAAGGCUGUGGUGUUCCUCGAUACGUUUACUUCUUCGAGGUAGACCUAGAGUCCCUGCGGAGCAUCGUGUUCGAGGCGCCCCAACCGCCUCACUACGAUCUCGACUGUGAGAGCCAUAUCAACUUCAUCGACACCUACUGGAAACCGCUGAGGGAAUGGACAGAUGUGCUACGACAUACAGACCAAGAUGAGAUCGAUGACUUCGAGAACGCUCAUGAGCUUAUUGAGGGGUGUGGGGAAGAGAACGUUGGAUGGAUGAAGGUGUCCACCGAGACGAUGGGUUCCGAUUGGUAUGAGGUAUGGCUUGGGAGUAUCGGCGGCGAUGCUAGUAUUUGGUAUGCCUUCUACCAACGCCCGCCUGAAAAGGUGUAUUGGUAAGAAAGCUAUGAGAAGCUUCACGUAUUCGUUCCAACAAAUGCAUCGCUCAUCUGCGUUUCUUUGCGAUGAUGAGCGUGUCCCGGUGCCAGAAUUAUUUUCAAUGAACGAGGCGUAUGUAUAACAGGGGUUGGCGCCAAGGCAACAGAUGCCUCCAGACGCCGCGCCCCUGCGUCGCAGAAGGGGCUUGGAUCGAGGGAACCAACACCUAUCAACGCACCUCAAUCUCACGAGAAUCUCACCUUUCUCGUGACGACGUUCGCAUAAUGGGCUUUCUCCCCGGGCCCUUUCUGAGCCCGAAUGCUCUAUUCUGUUCAA
Messenger RNA from Colletotrichum godetiae, 1675 nucleotides. RefSeq lists its product as uncharacterized. NCBI's taxonomy places the organism in Eukaryota, Fungi, Ascomycota, Sordariomycetes, Glomerellales, Glomerellaceae. The record is from RefSeq and is a predicted model, not a curated record. The transcript is spliced from 2 exons. The coding region runs from base 347 to 1360 and encodes 337 amino acids.